Molecule: messenger RNA, 9983 nt
Organism: Gallus gallus (chicken)
Lineage: Eukaryota; Metazoa; Chordata; Aves; Galliformes; Phasianidae
Gene: HDAC9
Product: histone deacetylase 9
Exons: 27
Coding region: 319-3627 (1102 amino acids)
Biological process (GO): chromatin organization; negative regulation of transcription by RNA polymerase II
Cellular component (GO): histone deacetylase complex
Molecular function (GO): histone deacetylase activity
Source: RefSeq, a predicted model, not a curated record
GCACUCGGCACGGCUCGGGCUCGCGCUCGGGCUCGCCCCGCCGGCUGCUCGCCGCGCCCUGCCCUGCCCUGCCCUCCUCGCAGUCCCGAUGGCCCCCUGACCCCGCCGCCGCCGCCAACUUUUCCUCGCCGCCUCCUCCCCGUCCGCUCCCGCGGAAGAUGGCAGCAGGGGGAAGGACUGGAAGUUACAGCCCGAGAGCGAAGAGAUAAGGAGGCGGCGCGGGAAGACUCACCCCAUUUCAGACAGAACCUCAAAAUCUCAACAACAUCUCCCACUUUGAAUUUACACCAUCAGCAAGUUAUCAUUCCAUCAACAGCAAUGAGCUCCACAACACAACCAGAUGGGGUUUCUGGACGUGAACAGCUCUUGGCUCAGCAAAGAAUGCACAGUAUGAUCAGCUCAGAUAUGUUUUGUUGUUUUCCUCUCUCAGUGGAUGUGAAGUCGGAGGUUCCCGUGGGACUAGAGCCUAUCUCACCAUUAGACUUGCGAACUGAUCUCAGGAUGAUGGUUCCCAUGGUGGACCCAAUUAUGCGUGAAAAGCAGCUACAGCAGGAGCUACUUCUGAUCCAGCAGCAGCAGCAAAUUCAGAAACAACUGCUGAUUGCAGAGUUUCAAAAACAGCAUGAAAACCUGACCCGCCAGCACCAGGCCCAGCUCCAGGAGCACAUAAAGUUACAACAGGAACUCCUAGCCAUUAAACAGCAGCAAGAACUUCUUGAAAAAGAGCAGAAACUGGAGCAACAGAGGCAAGAGCAGGAACUGGAGAGGCAUCGCAGGGAACAGCAGCUCCCUCCCCUCAGAGGCAAAGAAAGAGGCCGAGAAAGGGCAGUAGCCAGUACAGAAGUGAAACAAAAACUUCAGGAGUUCCUGUUAAGUAAAUCAGCAACAAAAGACUCUCCAGCAAAUGGAAAGAAUCAUUCCGUGAGCCGCCACCCCAAGCUCUGGUACACGGCUGCCCACCAUACCUCACUGGAUCAAAGCUCUCCACCCCUGAGUGGGGCCUCGCCGCCAUACAAAUACACUUUACCAGGAUCACAGGAUGCCAAGGAUGAUUUCCCACUCCGUAAAACGGCUUCAGAGCCCAAUUUGAAGGUACGUUCAAGGUUAAAACAAAAGGUAACAGAAAGGAGAAGCAGUCCUUUACUUAGGAGGAAGGAUGGAAAUGUUGUCAGCUCAUUCAAGAAGCGACUCUUUGAGGUGACAGAAUCCUCGGUGAGUAGCAGCUCCCCUGGAUCAGGUCCCAGUUCCCCAAGCAAUGGUCCGACCAGCAGUAUAACAGAAAGUGAAACCUCGGUUUUGCCAUCUAGCAUUCAAGCUGAGCAUCUGGUUUCCCAGCAACGCCUUUUGAUACAGGAUGAAUCAGUGAACUUGUUGAGUCUGUACACGUCCCCUUCUUUGCCCAACAUUACUUUGGGACUUCCAGCUGUACAAUCUCAAAUCAGUGCUUCAUCAUCAUUCAAAGAAAAACAGAAAGGAGAGACCCAGACACUCAGACCAGGAGUGGCCUUGGCUGGACAGUAUGGGGGCAACCUUCCCCCAUCUUCAACUCAUCCUCAUGUUGCUUUGGAGGGAAAACCAAAUAGCAGCCACCAGGCUCUCUUGCAACAUCUGUUACUGAAAGAACAGAUGAGACAACAGAAACUUCUUGUAACUGGAGCGGUUCCUCUUCAUCCCCAGUCUCCUUUGGCAGCAAAAGAAAGGGGCUCACCUGGUGUAAGAGCUGCCCACAAACUGCCUCGCCACAGGCCACUGAAUAGAACCCAGUCAGCUCCUCUUCCUCAGAGCACUUUGGCCCAGCUGGUCAUCCAACAGCAACAUCAACAGUUUUUGGAGAAGCAGAAACAGUACCAGCAACAGAUCCACAUGAAUAAGAUGCUCUCUAAAUCCAUUGAGCAGCUAAAGCAGCCUGGCAGCCACCUGGAGGAAGCUGAAGAAGAGCUGAAUGGAGACCACUCGAUGCAGGAGGAGCGAGCUCCCGCCAGCAGUGCCAGCAUUAGGGCUGAGAGCAGCAGUGCUGGUGAGGAUGACAGAAUAGGACAGCAGGUGGGGGCUGUGAAGGUCAAAGAGGAGCCACCGGACAGUGAUGAGGAUACUCAAACCCAGCAAAUGGAAUCUGGGGAGCAAGCUGCUUUUGUGCAACAGGAGUUCCUGGCGCAUCAGCGUGUCCACCAGUUGCAAAUCUACCAGGCUCAGAUGGCUACAGUUGGCAUGGCAGGAUUAGAUAAACAUCGGCUGGUGUCCAGGACUUCAUCUUCCCCCACUGAUUCCACAUUACCUCACCCAGCCGUGGACCAGCCCAGCCAGCAUGUCUACACGACUGGUGUUGUGUAUGAUAGCCUGAUGCUGAAGCACCAGUGUAUGUGUGGCAACUACGCUAAUCACCCCGAGCAUGCUGGAAGGAUCCAAAGCAUCUGGUCGAGGCUGCAAGAAACUGGGCUGCUAAACAAGUGUGAGCGAAUUCGAGGUCGAAAAGCCAGUCUGGAGGAAAUACAGCUGGUUCACUCUGAACAUCAUUCACUGCUGUAUGGCACCAGCCCCCUGAACAGACAGAAGCUGGACCCCAGGAAACUCCUAGGAAGCGUGUCUCAAAAACUCUUUUCCUUGCUGCCUUGUGGGGGACUUGGGGUGGACAGUGACACCGUUUGGAACGAGCUGCACUCGGCCGGGGCGGCACGCAUGGCGGUUGGCUGUGUCAUCGAGCUGGCAGCCCGCGUGGCCUCCAGGGAGCUGAAGAAUGGUUUUGCUGUUGUAAGGCCCCCAGGCCAUCAUGCUGAAGAAUCAACAGCCAUGGGGUUCUGCUUUUUUAAUUCGAUUGCAAUUACUGCCAAAUACUUGAGAGACAAGCUAAAUAUAGGCAAGAUAUUGAUUGUAGAUCUGGAUGUUCACCAUGGCAACGGUACACAGCAGGCUUUUUAUGCUGACCCCAGCAUCCUGUAUGUUUCCCUCCAUCGCUAUGAUGAAGGCAACUUCUUCCCUGGCAGUGGAGCCCCAAAUGAGGUCGGAAGUGGCCCAGGUGAAGGUUUUAAUAUAAAUAUUGCUUGGACAGGUGGUUUGGAUCCUCCCAUGGGAGAUGUUGAAUAUCUCACAGCAUUCAGGACUGUGAUCAUGCCAGCUGCCAAUGAGUUUGAUCCAGAGAUUGUCCUGGUGUCAGCAGGAUUCGAUGCCGUGGAAGGCCACGACCCUCCACUGGGCGGCUAUAAAGUCACAGCCAAAUGUUUUGGUCACCUAACCAAGCAAUUGCUGAAGCUAGCGGACGGCCGUGUCGUGCUGGCACUGGAGGGAGGACAUGACCUUACUGCCAUCUGUGAUGCAUCUGAAGCCUGUAUAAAUGCCCUUUUAGGAAAUGAGCUGGAGCCUCUCCCAGAAGAUAUCGUGCACCAAAUCCCCAAUAUGAAUGCAAUUGCUUCUUUAAAAAAGACCACUGAAAUUCAAAGCAAGUACUGGAAGUCAGUGGAGCCAUACUCUGUGCCAGUGGAUUGUGCUCUGGCUGAGUCUCAGAAACGAGAGAGGGAGGAGACAGAAACGGUGUCUGCUAUGGCCUCCCUUUCAGUGGAUGUUGAGCAGUGCUUUCCUCAGGAAGGCAGCAGAGCUGCUGGCGAGCCCAUGGAAGAAGAGCCAGCCUUGUGAAGUGCCAAGUCCUCCCUGAUAUUUCCUGUGGGUGACAUCAUUGUGUAUCCCCCCAAAGCACCCUCAGACAUGUCUUGUCUGCUGCUUGGGUGGCACGGUUCAGAUGGAACAUAAACACUGGGCACAAAGUUCUGAAUAGCAGCUUCACUUGUUCUUUGGAUGGACUUGAAAGGGCCCUAAAGAUUCCUUAAAUGUAACCGCUACAAUUGUAGAGUUACAGUAAAACAGGCUUGGGAGAAAGAGCCUAGAGCAUGCUUUUUAUAUGCUGUUCGACCCGCUCACCACCAUCAGUUGUGAAAUAGAGUAUUACAAAAUUCUACAUGAUAGAUUAUAGAUACGAGUUGCAACAGCCAGUGAAAUACUCGGUAAACUCCAUGAAUCACUUUCUGACACUUUUUACUGCGUAAUUUUUUUCAUACCAUGUUAAACUGUUAAUAGAAUUUGUUUUCUUUGCUCUGCGUAAUGAAAAAAUGAAAAAAAAAAAAAACCCUUCAUUUUACGUGCCGUUUUUUAACCCUCUGCAAUGAGUUCUUAGCAGAAUGAGAGAAAGGUGUGUAAACUGAGAUGAGGGAUUUUAGCUACAGGGAAAGCACUUCUUAUUGUACUAUAAAUCCCCCAAAGUACUGUGCUUGGUGGUGCCUCAUUUUAUUUUCCCUUUUCCUGGACAUCUCUCCCCAUUUCAUGUAAACUUGUCUAUCAUAAAAACACAUUCACGAUUCCCUAAAAUGAGUGACCUUCUGUCUUUCAAAGAGCGCUGUACCCGCCAUAGUUGACAGUAGCUCUCGCCAGAUGUGCAGCAGAGAUCAAGUAGUCUCUGAAAAAUAGAUGGCUUUCCAAAUGUGUUUUCAGUUUGUUCUGAAAUGUUUCUGCGUCCCGGCUCUAAGAGCAGCGAUCCGAAGCAACUGCGUGCAGAUCAUUUGAAGCUCAGGUGUUUCCGUGGAGUUUGUUGGGAGUGUUUUUUACAGGUUGUCAUGUGAAUACAAACUAAUUCUUUUAUGUAGUCCUGCACUGAGAGAGCUGACAUUGCUUAAGGGGCUUCAAAGGGUUUUGGCUUUAUUUUAGAUCCCCAAAGUGCAGCAAGACUUCCCUGCGAUGUGACAUUAGCUAUUUAAUUCCGUGUUUGCGAACGUAACAUAGAGUUGUGCCUUUAGCUGAUAAUGAACGCUUAAACUGUUACACGUGUUGCCUUACUGCUAGAGUAAGAGAUAGGGCGUGUGUGUUAGAUGACUUCAAAUGAACAAAAUUGUGCUACAGCAAGUUUUAUUUUGUUUACAACUUUCUCACCUAGUGAACCCUGGGAGAUACCUUGAAGUAUUUUGCUUGCAGUAUGUGACAGCUCGCUUGGCUUUUAAAAGCAAAUGAUGUUCAUUUUUAUACAUUUUCCAAACUCAAAGAAUAUAUUAAAGCCAUAAGUGAAGACUGUCAUGCUUUUUAUUCUGAAAUCUGAAAGAAACCUUAAUUAAAACAAGAUUCUGGUGAAGGCCAUGAUAUGAAAGAUAUGGAACAAUAUGGUUUCACUUACAGUCAGACUCAAACCUGUAAAUCAAAGAUGAAAGAUUUCAUUCAAAUAGAAUUAUAUAAUUCUCUUUUGUUACGCAGUCAAACUAUAUCUUUCAUGCAUUUGGGUUUGUUUACGAUUAGCAUUUUAAUUUUAAAGACUUUUAUUACUUAUACAAAAGCUCUCUGCUACAAGUUAGAAAUCUGAGGCAUGCUUUGAAAAGGGAAAUCUAAAAAAGGAAUGUCAUUUCCUAUAAUGUGAAGUAAACUUUUAUUCCAAAAGGCUUACUCUAAAAUAGAUAUAUGCCCCUAAGAAAGUUAAAUAAAAUUCUACCCGCCAUUUACAAGCCAAAAUCUUGCUCAUUUUAGUAAUGCAGAGGGUCCUAGCAGGCUAAAUUAACUCCUGCUGCAAGCUACCUUGCUUGACUUUGGGCUUCUGAAGGGACUGUUCACAUGACUGAAGCAAUCAGGGUUCACCCUGUAUUUUUAGCAGACUUGUGAUGGCAAUCUUAGUUGCCAUUUACUGCAAUUUUCUUGUGGUCUUCAAAGAAGUUUCCCUUCAAGGAAACCAAGGGCCAAGCUGAUGAGUUGGGUAAUUUCUAAAGCUUUUCACAUUUUGAAAUAACGUCUGCAAAAUUUUAAUUGAAUGCAUAGUAAGAUCAUUUUAGAAUUAACCCCACAAAUGCAAAAUCCAUUUGAGUCCUCAGCUUGCAUGAAGUGGAAUAUGAAUUGCAGUUUGAAAUGUGAUUCACAAACUUUACCAAUUAAAGUCUAUAUUCUGGAGUGGAAAUCAGAUAAAGCUGUCCUUUGUAGCUGAAAAAGCUUUUAAAAUGCCAGAGUAAUUUGAAUUAAACCACAUUAUAAACUCACACUUAUGCAUUUAUACAGGCAUACUCCUUGACAGACAACUAGACGUGCUAUUGGCUAAAGCCAGGAUCAUUUGGAUAAGCAAAUGUGCAAAUAAACUGCACACAGAUUGUGUCCAGAACUCUGUCCUCACUGAAGCCAAUAACAAAAUCCUCUUUGAUUUCAGUGGGAGAUGAAUCAGGACCUGUGGGGGUUUUUCUGUGUUGAGUGUAUGUGUGUUCUUUUGGUGGGUAUUUUUUUUUUUCAAGAACACCAUUACUUUUUGAUUAUGUCAUUACAAGGCACCGUGCAGCCCUCUGGGAAAUGAUCGAGGCUUAUGGUGAAUAUCAACACUUCCUUCCAAGCAGACCUGGGCUUUCCGAGAGGGCAGUUUCACUUGCUGCUGUUUUCUUCUCACAGUACUUUUUAUUACCAUCAAUAGCUCCCUAUGGAUUACAGUUAUAAUAUCUCCCAGUACUUUUUGUCUUAUUUCCAGGGAAAUAUUCAUAUAGAUACUCUUAAAAAUGCCCAGUUUUAGCUGGAUUCAACAACAGAUCUCAUGGAUUUCAAAAAGGUGUACGAAUUGCAUGUUUCUCUGUUUCUAAUAUCCAAAUCCAGAGGCCUAGGAGCAAUUUCUGAAGAAAUAUCACAAUCUCCUGUCUAUUAUGGACCUCUGCUUAGGUGAAGGAGAUUGACAUCUCUGAAAAAUAAAUUCCAGAUAUUUCUAGCUGGCUGCCAAAAUGUCAACAUCUUAGUUUAGACUGCUUCUAAAAAAAUGAGCUGAUGGGGUAAAUGAUGAUUCCUAUGUCCAGUGAGGAGGGGAAGCUGAGGAGAUGGCAAAGAGCCCUCAGAGCCAGGGUGACCCUCUGGUGGUGCUGGUGGCAUGGGGACUGCAGGUUGUCCUGCAGCAAAGCAUUGCCUUGCUGUAUGAGGGUUCAGGGGCUGUAUUCUGCCUUUGGAUCAAGAUUUUCCUAAGCCAGCAAUCUGCUGAGUCAGAAAAGCUACAGCAGCAAGUACCAUUGAUGUGCUGCUGCGGUCUAUACUCUUCUCUCAGUGUUAGAGACUGUGUGUUGAGCUAACUGGGAUUUUGGACUUCUUGUAUAUUGCUAGGUUCUUAAAUUCAUAUUAGAACCUGAAAACUAAAAGAUUAUACAACUCAGGAUAUUGAGAGAAAAAAAAAAAAAAUUUUUUACCUGAACAGUAAUUUCAGAGCUGCCAACCCUGUCUCUUGCUCUUUAUUUUUGAACUUUGUGUGUAGGAGCUUUCUGUGCACUCAUUUGGCUUUAAUAUAAUCUGCAGCAAUGAGCUAUUUCAUUAUAUUAUCCUUCUUCAGGCAAAAUUCCUAGCAAGCAAUCAAAGCUCAUAGGAAUGCUGCCGGAGUAAAGAGGAUAGUAUUAGUCUCUUUCUUAAUUAUGUUCCUUCUUAAUUUUACUUUCAGUAAAAAUUAAGUACUUAAUUUCAGACAAGUGAAUUUGAAGAAAAUAAAAUCAUUAAGUGAUCUUAAAUAAAUAUCAUAACAUUAAAUGAAAAUAUGAACUGCUGUUAUGUAAAGAAAGUUGACUAUUUCUUUACUUGCAAAAAGUCAACAACGAGCUGCCAGAUGUAAGAAAGUGGCAAAAAGAGCCCCCCUCUUCAGUAUGUGGUGUUUAAUUUGGUGUUUCACCUAAAUUAAGUCUCCCUGAAAAGCGGAGGUUCAUAACUGGAGAUGAAAUAUUAGAAAGGUUUUGCUGCAGCCAACACCAGAGGUCCUGUAGAGAACAAGAAUGUAGAGACUGCCUAAUUUGUGUAGACAGACAGCAGGACACUUUCGGGGCAAUGUGUCUGGGAUGAAGAAUUAGAGGGAAUGUUUCCAAAGGCACUGGUGGCUGUGAGACAACCAACUAUGAUUAACUUGCAGGGGCAAGGAGGUGCCCAGCAAGCACUUGCCAUCUGGGAAAUGCCCUGUCUCAUAAACACGCCCACUCGUAUGCAGACGUGAACCUCCUUACACAGACCUAGUCCUAAAUAACAACAGCCCUAUCUGCUGCCCUGAAGAAGAUACUGUGGUUUUGCCUCUAACACACAUUUCAUAGCAGGAAUGACAGAGGGGAUAUACAUAUAUUUUUUUCCAGUAGUAGCCUUUCCAAGAGUGUAACGGUGCACGGUUGUUUUAUUUUAAAAGGUCACAACAGAGCUUUGUGAACUAUUGUACGUUUUUUUACAGACUCCAUAUGGAAGUAAAACAGAAUAUGUGCAUGAAGCAGGGAGAACCUGCUAGGAAAGAAUUUCUCUUGAACCAAGCCUCUGCUACUUACUUUUCAUCCAAAAUCUGGAAGAAUUUGGAUUUUAAAUUAUAGUUUAAUAUUUAUAUUGUUGUGUCACUUGCUUCAGUUUUUGCCUGUAAUUGAAUUUGUCCUCAUAGCACACGAGAACCAGAGAAAAGAAGCUCAUCUUCCCUGGCAGAUGCUCCUGCCCUUGGUGUGGGAAUGCAAAUAACUUAUCUUUGUCACUUCUAGCAGCAAUUAAACGUUUCAUUUUUGUGACAGAUCCAAACUGGAGUGGUAUUUUAUGAGAAUGAUUUAGCUGGCUGUCUGCUGAUUGUUAAAAAAAGAAAUUGUGAAACUUGCAUUCCUCUCUAACCUCAAAAGGGACCCAUUUUGAUUUUAACAAUGUAAUAUCUUUACUUGAUCCGAAAGGUUUUUUUCCCAUGACAUCUUGUUACUAGCUCAGUUUUAGUCUCUAGCAAGUAACACAACAGAGAGUGAAGACCAAGGAGGACAUUUCAGAGAUUAUUAAUUAUAACUCCCAUAUACUAUCUUUUACUCUACUCUAGCACCAUGCUCUGUGCUUCUGUAUAUUAGAGGAGCUUAGAGCAAAGUAUAAACUGUUCUGUGUAAUCUAAGACACUCUUGUUAGGAUGUUAAUUAGCACACUGUGACUUGGGCUGCAGUUUAUGAGGAAUACGUGCUCCUGUGUGGAUGGUCAAGAGGCAAAUGAAGUAUGAAACUGAUGGCACUGGUACUGUGCAGUGAGAGUGAUUCUGUGUUAAAAUCUCCACAUAUCAUCCCCUUCCUGUUGGUAUGCCCAAAUGGCCGAAGGAAUAUUUGCAAUGUCAGAGCUGUAGGAUGCCCUUAUUCAAAGGCCACUGAACUCCCUUCUGUAACGGGCUGUGAAUAAGAGCGGGGAGGCAGCUAAUGAAGAAAUCUUUGCUGUGCACUAAGCCACAACCAAACUACAAAAAAGUUCAGGUAUAAAUCUGAACUCUGUCACACAUCCCCAUUUCUGAUACAAAGUCCUCGUUCUGCCUCUAGAAAAGUCUGUCUGAAAGAGCACUGGCACCAGUGGAUGUUUACCUGCUGACUUCAGUGGGCUUCAGAAUGGUUUAAACAUCAUGUCUUAUGUGAAAAAGUUCAUACGCUUGUUUCCUGUUGCUUAAUUUAUGGCUAUUUUAUAGUUCUUGAUUGGCUUAAUAUUCUGUUAGGAUGCAGUAGGAAAGCAUAAAGCAAUACCUGGUGAAGUCAUAACUGAAGUUUUCAACCCAAACUUACUGCUGUGGGAUUUUACAACACCAAGCUUUCCAUCUAGGGAUGCACAGCUGAAAUGUCUAUUUCUUUUUUUCUUUGAAAAUUGUUGUAGCUAUCUGUUUCUAUGAUAAAAAACAGUCCUUUUCUCAGAGCACUAAAAGUUUAUCUGUAAUUUGUCUUUCCAGGCAGAUGAGAUUCUAAGGGAUAAAGUAUCAGUGGGACCAAUCCAAAUGGCAAAAUUUGUGAAGGUUGAUAUUAAUAUUUCUGUGAGAGUCAGAGGAACCUGUGGAUUAUUGUUAUUAUUCCUGAUACAUUUUUGUAUCUGAAAGUAUCCAAUGAGUAAUGUUAAGUAAUACUGUGCUCCAAAAAUUUGUUGAUUAUAUAUAUAUGAGCCUUGGAUUGGUGUGAAAUAGUCCUCAACUGAGUUGUAAAAAACCCUUUUGUUUUGUGUUUUGUAAAAUUCUUUGGCUAUAGUCUUGUCCUAGUGUGAAUAAAAGCUAUUUGAAGUAA